AUGCAGAAAUUGGCCGAUUAUGUAGGUUUGCCCUGCAGGAUAGCUCGAGGCUGCAGGUACUGUGUUGCAGACCAUCGAUCUUCCUGCCUUGUAAAAGUUGAGGAUGACAUGAGGUCAUCAAGGGAAUUUGUAGUUGACCUAGUUGGGGAACCGGGAAAUGUGCAUGGUCCAGAUUUUUCCAUAAGUGAGGGAGUUCUUUCCUCAGUGCCUUCGCCAUUUCAGAUUUCUCAUCUAAAAGAACAUCAAGAUCCUUACUUGGAUCGUGAAGUAUGUAGUCAAAUGCAAAGCUCAAAGAAAUUUUGCACUCCUAAAAAUAUUCUCUAUUCAGGCAAUGAGGAAGGUGGUCAUGCAGUGCAGGGGAUUGGCCUGCACCACAAUCUGAGGGAUACAAUGUACUGUCUGACUAAUCAAGCUUCUGGAAGUGCAAUACGUGCACCUAUUAUUGCCGGUAUAGCAGUGGAUGAAUGCUCUCUAUCCAGAGAUGAAAAUGUAGUUGUUAGCCAGGGAUACAAAAACGAGAUCGUCAUGUCUGGAAAUUCAGUUGUAUGUGCUGCUGGCAUGCAAAUUGCUAAGUUGACGUUGCCUGUUAAGACAAGUUUGAUGGAUGUUGAGAGCCGACCUAAGAAGUGCGGGAGGUAUCCUGCUGGUGGCCAUUCUAGAUACUUGAAUCUUGAACCUUCGCUUGCAACGGAUUGGCUUGAGAUAUCAUGGGAUGAAUUACAUAUUAAGGAGCGUGUUGGUGCUGGUUCAUUUGGGACUGUACAUAGAGCUGAAUGGCAUGGAUCGGAUGUUGCGGUCAAGGUGCUGACUAUCCAAGAUUUCCAUGAUGACCAGUUCAAGGAGUUCCUGAGGGAGGUUGCAAUUAUGAAACGUGUUCGUCAUCCAAACGUCGUUCUUUUCAUGGGAGCUGUUAUGAAGAGUCCACAUUUGUCGAUUGUGACAGAAUAUUUACCUAGAGGAAGUCUGUAUCGCUUGAUACACAGGCCUGCAGCUGGAGAAAUAUUGGAUCAGAGGAGGCGGCUAAGGAUGGCUCUGGAUGUGGCGAAGGGCAUCAACUAUCUUCAUUGUUUGACUCCUUCCAUUGUUCACUGGGACCUCAAAUCUCCAAAUCUGUUGGUUGAUAAAAAUUGGACUGUAAAGGUUUGUGAUUUUGGCUUGUCAAGAUUCAAAGCAAGCACGUUUAUCUCAUCAAAGUCUGUUGCUGGAACGCCUGAGUGGAUGGCCCCUGAAUUUCUUCGAGGAGAGCCCUCAAAUGAGAAGUCUGACGUCUACAGUUUUGGAGUCAUCUUAUGGGAGCUUGUGACUAUGCAACAGCCUUGGAGUGGACUUGGUCCAGCUCAGGUUGUUGGUGCGGUAGCUUUCCAGAAUAGAAGACUCGUUAUUCCGCCUAAUACAUCUCCUAUCCUCACGUCUUUAAUGGAAUCAUGUUGGGCUGAUGACCCUGCACAGCGUCCGUCCAUUAAGAGCAUUGUGGAGACACUAAAGAAGUUGUUGAAGUCCCCGAUGCAGCUGAUACAAAUGGGAGGGCCAUAAAGGGGCAUCUCCAAUUCUUGUUGUCAGGCGUUUUGACGAUUUUCGGCACUUUGGUACACCUAAUUGUCCAUUGUGGUGUGGUGAAGAAACCACAAUUUAAAGUAAUGUAGAUAGAGAUCGUUACGGAGUUAAAGCAACAAGUGGAGAUAGUUUCUUAGCUAACCUAUGGGAAGAAGAAGUUAAUUAAAGAUGUCCACUGCCUGUUAUAUUUGCAUCUUUGGGAGAUCCUGUAGCAGGUUUCCUGCAGUGCAAAGCCGCUGGUGUUCCUGUGAGCAUCUUUUUUUCAUGCCUAGCGACAAAUAAACAGCCGUAUACCAUGUAUUGCAUUUGCAGGCUUACUUUGUUGGCCAUAAUGAGCCAGAAGCAGAGCCAUAAUGUAUUGCAUUUGCAGGCUUACUCUAGUUUAUGUAAUUUGAAUAAUGUUAAUUAAAAUUCAGCUAAUAUUUUUUUUU
Messenger RNA from Coffea eugenioides, 1985 nucleotides. RefSeq names its product serine/threonine-protein kinase CTR1-like. NCBI's taxonomy places the organism in Eukaryota, Viridiplantae, Streptophyta, Magnoliopsida, Gentianales, Rubiaceae. The record is from RefSeq and is a predicted model, not a curated record. Bases 1 to 1533 code for a protein of 510 amino acids. Gene Ontology annotation, molecular function: ATP binding; protein kinase activity. Gene Ontology annotation, biological process: protein phosphorylation. The transcript is spliced from 12 exons.